CGUUCCUUCUUGAUAUUUUUGAUGAAAUAUGGAAUAAUUAGGAUUAGAAUUUUAAUUCCAAUUUCUUAUGAAUUAUUGAAAUUCCAUUUUAAACUUGCUGAAUUCAUAUUUAUGACAUAAUCACAAAGUUUAAUAGGACAUAUUACAGAUUUUUAGUUACAAACAUAUACCAUAAGGCUAAAGCCGCCAACAACCAACAGUGACAACUAAUAACAUAGUAAAUUAAAAACUUAUAAAUGAAUAAUGAAAAGAGAAAUUCUCGGGGCAGAGGUCGUGGCCGUGGUCGAGGAAGAGGCCGCGGCAGGGGCCGUGGGCGAGGCAAAAAAGUUGCUAAAGUUAUGUCUUCUGAUGAAGAAGAAUGCUCUGUAGAAGAAACCACUCAAGAUCCUGAAGAAAUUACCCCAGAGGAGUCAAAAGAUGAGGCUGAACCAGCUGAACCUCCAAAGUUAGAAGUGCCCUCAGACAUUUCUCAGCUGGAGACGCCCGUAUUCACAACAAUACAGCGCGGGCCCCCAGAGCCCAUGCUGCGCUUGGACUGGAGCCAUAGAGCGACUCUUAUUGGAGAGAAAGUUCUAAACCCCAUGAUAUACUGUUGUGAUACUUGCUCUAAACCAAUUCUUAUCUAUGGCAGAAUGAUACCCUGCAAGCAUGUAUUUUGUUUAUCUUGUGCCAGAUCCGAUCACACACAUUGCCCUCGCUGUAGAGAGAAGGUAUUGCGUGUGGAACAGACUGGUUUAGGUACGGUGUUCAUGUGUACACAUUCCGGAACAAGAUAUGGGAAUACAGGUUGCAGAAGGACAUACUUAUCACAGAGGGAUCUGCAAGCUCACAUAAACCAUCGGCAUGUGUCAUCGGCUGGGGAAAACAAACCAGAUCCUGAGCCGACCACACCAUCUGUGCCCAUCGUUAAACCUAUGACUUUGCCACCAUCAGCGGGUGAUCCUCGUUCGCACACUUUGUCGCACGGUGCGCACGCGCAGCACACCGCGCACCCCGCGCAUGCGCAGCACGCCCCGGGCGAGCGCCGCCCCGCUAGGACCAACCUCAUCACCGUGCCCAUACAGGACCAGGGCGAGCACAACUACUACAACUACUAUCAGCCGCAGCCGGUGGGCGGAGCGUUACCGUCAGCGACAGUGACGUCAGUGCAAGUACUACCGCACAGUAUGAGCGUGCCCCCACCAUACUACGUGCCCCCAUACUCAGCACCACCCGCACCCUACGUGCCCCCACCUGGUGGUAGUAUGACUCCAAACGUGGCGGGUGUAUCCCCCUUACCUCCGAGCGUGGGCAUUGGCAGCGUGGGCAACGUGGGCCCGGUUUCGGGCGAGGCGCGCUGGCCAGACAACUACCAGCCGCCCACGGUGUCCGUGCAGCCGUGGCCCCAGCCCCAGCACCACUACUACCGGUAGCAUGACCACUACUGGACUAACCAGUAGUGGGCAACUCAGCUCUUAGAUGAAUCAUCGUUAGCCCAGCUCUGGGCUAAUCAGAACUAGAACAUCUCUGAGCUGGUCACCGGUGACCCAACUGUGGGCUUAACCACUAGCCCAAUUGUGGGCUCAUCAUUGCUGAAAUGUAUUAUAUCUCUCAGUUCA
Molecule: messenger RNA, 1598 nt
Organism: Papilio machaon (common yellow swallowtail)
Lineage: Eukaryota; Metazoa; Arthropoda; Insecta; Lepidoptera; Papilionidae
Gene: Hakai
Product: E3 ubiquitin-protein ligase Hakai
Exons: 8
Coding region: 237-1412 (391 amino acids)
Biological process (GO): regulation of cell adhesion; protein ubiquitination
Molecular function (GO): ubiquitin protein ligase activity
Source: RefSeq, a predicted model, not a curated record